Malaclemys terrapin pileata is the source of this 2448-nucleotide messenger RNA. RefSeq names its product homeobox D13 (gene HOXD13). The coding region runs from base 77 to 952 and encodes 291 amino acids. Lineage: Eukaryota; Metazoa; Chordata; Testudines; Emydidae. The transcript is spliced from 2 exons. Gene Ontology annotation, biological process: regulation of transcription by RNA polymerase II. Gene Ontology annotation, molecular function: DNA-binding transcription factor activity, RNA polymerase II-specific; RNA polymerase II cis-regulatory region sequence-specific DNA binding. The record is from RefSeq and is a predicted model, not a curated record.
AUAACAAUGUGCACCAUGCCUAGCCCGGGACCGAGCCGCAGCCAGGGAUGUGCAAGGCCAUGAGCAAAGCCGCGAGAUGGAAGGAUUAAGAGGAGACGGGGGCGGCGGCGCCUCCGGCCAGUGCCGCAAUUUUCUCUCUUCGCCCGUGUUCGGGGCGGCUCACUCGGGCCGCUCGGCGGCCGCCCCAGGGUUCGCGUACGCUGGGGGCCCGGAGCGCUCGGGUUCCGCGGCCCGCUCCGAUCCGCCCUCCAAAGAGUGCCCGGGCUCCGCCGCUCCGCCGGCCACCCCGGCGCUGGGCUACGGCUAUCACUUUGGCAAUGGAUAUUACAGCUGUCGGAUGUCCCACGGGGUCGGGAUUCAGCAGAACGCCCUGAAGUCUUCCCCCCAUGCCUCCAUUGGCGGCUUUCCUGUGGAAAAGUAUAUGGACGUCUCCAGUUUGGCCAGCACAAGCGUCCCCGCCAAUGAAGUCUCCUCCCGGGCCAAGGAAGUGUCCUUUUACCAGGGCUAUACCAACCCUUACCAGCACGUUCCUGGGUACAUAGACAUGGUCUCCACGUUCGGCUCUGGGGAGCCGAGGCACGAAACAUACAUCUCAAUGGAGGGCUAUCAGUCUUGGACUCUGGCUAAUGGCUGGAACAGUCAGGUUUACUGUGCUAAAGACCAGGCCCAGAGCUCACAUUUUUGGAAAUCGUCCUUUCCAGGGGACGUUGCACUAAACCAGCCAGAUAUGUGUGUCUACAGACGUGGAAGAAAGAAGCGAGUGCCAUAUACAAAACUGCAACUUAAAGAACUCGAGAAUGAAUAUGCCAUUAACAAGUUCAUUAACAAGGACAAGAGGCGAAGGAUAUCCGCAGCCACAAACCUGUCUGAGAGACAAGUUACCAUUUGGUUUCAGAAUAGAAGGGUGAAGGAUAAGAAAAUAGUCUCAAAGCUGAAGGACAAUGUAUCUUGAUCUAUUGGUUGUGGACAGUGACGGAAAUAUAAAUACAAUUUACGAUCAGCUAAAGACUUUUGGAAAGACUUGAAAAUAUAUUUAAUAUUUUCCCCCCUUCCUACGGCGGCGAGAUUUUGUGAUUUGCUUUUAAUUAAUGUCAGCAUUUUUCUCUGAUCCGUGGAGAAUGCUGCCAAAACUUGACUUUGUAGUUCUGUUUCUUUCUUCUUUUUAGUGUAUUUUAAUAUCUUCUGUUCCUCCCUCUAGGCCAGUAUAAACGACUUUAAGUAUGUUGAUCAGUUACAAUUAUAAUUUUCUUAAAUACUUAUCUGUUUUUUUCUGUAAAAUUGUCUCUGAACGGCCGGUUGCCACGACUGUCAGUUGUGAUUUGGUAUCAUAAAUUUCAUAACGAUGCAGAAUUCUUUAAAAAAAAACAAUUAAUGUAAUGUAAUUGGGGAUUAAGAAAUAAUUACAACACUGUUCUCAGUCUAAAAUAAAGUGAGCCCACCAGCAUAUAAAGUGAGUGGUUGUUAAUGUGAAAAUAGCUACUUUUAUGUAGUUGGGAGGUGAUUAUUAUUUUUUCAGAAAAUAAUGUUAUUUGGAGCCAGAUUGGAACUAGAAAAACAUAUUUAACUUCCGCUGUUUCCAUGACUGUCUGUAUUCCACAUAUUGGGGGGGGGGUUACUUUGUAGUCAUUUGCAGAUUAAUGAUUUCAUACUCCCUAAUUUAAAGAAUAACAAAAUAUUCUGUGCAGAUGCAUUUAUUCGAAUGCAUCACACACAAUUACUUCAAACAAUACAGUUUUAUAGGGUUAUAAUUUGCUCUUCAUUAGUAAAGAUAGUCCGAAACAGAUAAGUUUUAUGAGUUUAUAGCUAGCUAGUUAGCUGCAUACUAGGAACACACAGUUAAAUUGAAUUCCAGUGUUUAAUCAUAUUGCAUAUAGAGGACAUGCUGUAUAAAGGUGUGUAUAAACGUAUGUGUAUUUUUCUAUAAUGUAUUGGAUGCCCUAUUAUCCUGUUUGUCUGAACAAGCACAAGACUCUCCACCUUCACCCUAUCAUGUGGUUUGAAAACUUCUUGUUACAGAAGUGAAUCUUGCUGAUACCUUUCAGUUACAAAAAUACACGGGUGUUAAUGAAAGAAGCAAUAAAUGAUGACUUUCGAAAGAUGCCGUAAUUUAUUUAGAUCAGAGAGGCUGGCGGUUGUGUUUUAGUUUUGUUUGAAUUUUAGUGUGCGUGUUAUGGUACCCAUGCAGUGAUUUUGAUCAUACAAGUCAGUUUACUGCUAGGAGAGAAAAGAGAAAAUGUCUCCAUUUAUGUUUCGUGUAAUUAUUAAACUAUGUUGUGUUCCGAACUAUUAUUAUUUAUUAUAAUAGCCUAUUGCUCUAAACACGUUGAUACUUAACGUAUGGUGGUAAGACAUACACUAAGUCUCUUUCCAUCAAACGAUAUUGUUUCCGUUCUUGUUUUAAGGUCUGCUUUUACUUGGAAUUGUGUUGGAAAUAGGUUCUCAACUUCA